Messenger RNA from Ogataea philodendri, 570 nucleotides. RefSeq lists its product as uncharacterized. Gene Ontology annotation, biological process: calcium-mediated signaling. The transcript has a single exon. Bases 1 to 570 code for a protein of 189 amino acids. The record is from RefSeq and is a predicted model, not a curated record. NCBI's taxonomy places the organism in Eukaryota, Fungi, Ascomycota, Pichiomycetes, Pichiales, Pichiaceae.
AUGGUGACAAACACGGUUGUGGUGACCGACAAGCAUCUUCUUGACGAGCGGAACAAGGAUCUGUUGGCCGAGUUUGAGACGACGGUACGCGAGUCUGUCCCGUCGGGCGAGUCGGUGUCUGUUUCUGUUUUACGGUCUUUGCGACGGGUCGUUUUGAUCUUUGACCAGAUCGACACUGCAAAGAAAGUGUACGAGGCUUUGCAGAGUCAAGGAAUUUCUGCAACCUAUUCGCUGCGCAACACGAGCGUCGUGGACUCGGACGCGACGGCCGCUGGCGGUCUGUUGAUGCCACCUGAACGCCGCAUCGAGCUACAGUCUCCGCCUCCGUCGCCGUAUCUGGGGUACACCCAGGAGCCGGAAGAACCACCGGAGCUGAUCACGAUGACCGAGCCGGAGUCGUUCUCGCACCUGUUGUACCAGCCCACGCAGGACGAUCUGGACAAGGAACGGGUUUUCAACAGCAAGGAGUCGAUCUCCAACAUCCCGCUGCUCGUCGUGGACAGAGAGGAAGGAGAAGCUCUGCGCAAACGACAGCAAGAUAUACAGCAAGAGAAGUCAAGCAAGCCAUAG